Metschnikowia bicuspidata var. bicuspidata NRRL YB-4993 is the source of this 2034-nucleotide messenger RNA. It is a transcript of the gene ECM42, whose product is annotated as glutamate N-acetyltransferase. Bases 132 to 1688 code for a protein of 518 amino acids. The transcript has 3 exons. Gene Ontology annotation, molecular function: L-glutamate N-acetyltransferase activity, acting on acetyl-CoA as donor; L-glutamate N-acetyltransferase activity, acting on acetyl-L-ornithine as donor. Gene Ontology annotation, cellular component: mitochondrial matrix. The record is from RefSeq and is a predicted model, not a curated record. Lineage: Eukaryota; Fungi; Ascomycota; Pichiomycetes; Serinales; Metschnikowiaceae. Gene Ontology annotation, biological process: L-ornithine biosynthetic process; L-arginine biosynthetic process.
AAUCCCGGGGAGACGCCCGUUGGUCGCCCAUGUGGUUGAAAGAAGCCCAACACUGACGUCAUUGCAAAACAGCUUCCAGCGUCAGGUGCGGCACAGCAACACGGGAAGCAUGGCCUGUAUCCAUUGUUCCCAUGACUCAGAGCGACAUGUCAGUCAUAAAUACGAGGACUUGGUUUACGACGUGCCGCUCCACGACAUCUCGCAGCGCGUCGAGGGCGCACCUGCCGAAUCGCCCAGCACCUCAGCUCAACUUCUCCGCCAACCCCUCCGCCUCUCUUUUCCCCACCAUCAUGAAAGUCAGUGCGCAGUUGUUUGCGCUUUCGAAGGCCGAGCCACCUCAGCUCAACUUCUCCGCCAACCCCUCCGCCUCUCUUUUCCCCACCAUCAUGAAAGUCAGUGCGCAGUUGUUUGCGCUUUCGAAGGCCGAGCGCUUUGUUCCAAAGUCGGGGGUCUACCCCAAGGGCUUCGUUGUGGGCGGCGCCCACUGCGGCGUCAAAAAAAACGGUACGUUGGAUUUGGCCUUGCUUCACAACACCAGUAGUUCGGAGGCUGUAGCGGCCGCCGUGUUCACACAAAACAAGUUCAAGGCAGCGCCCGUGCAGGUGUCCAUGCACACGCUCAAGGAGCACCCGUACAUCAACUCGAUAGUGGUGAAUUCGGGAAACGCCAACGCCGUCACGGGCUCGCAGGGCAUGCAAGACGCACGCCAAAUGGUCGAGACCACGGACCGCGUGUUCGGCAACCGCAGCGGCUCGUCGUCGCUCGUGAUGCUGACAGGCGUGAUUGGCAACAAGUUGCCCAUCGACAAGAUCGUCGGCGGGAUCCCCAAGUUGGCCGGCAGCGGGCUUGGGGCCUCGCAUGCACACUGGCUUGCCUGUGCCUCGGCUAUCUGCACCACAGACACGUUCCCCAAGUUGGUCAGCAAGCAGUUUGUGAUUGGCGAACACACGUACACCAUGGCCGGCUUGGCCAAGGGCGCGGGCAUGAUCUGCCCCAACAUGGCCACGCUUCUCGGCUUCUUUGCGACCGACGCGCCGGUCACGGCCCUGGCGUUGAAGCAGAUCUUGAAGUACGCCACGGACCGCUCGUUCAACUCCAUCUCCGUGGACGGCGACACGUCCACCAACGACACCAUCGUCGCCAUUGCCAACGGCGCGGCCGGCGGGCCGCAAAUCGACAGUGUGGCCGAGACCCUGGACGCGUUUCUUGCGCUCCGCAAGGAAGUCACACAGUUUGCGCAGCAGCUCGCGCAGUUGGUGGUGCGUGACGGCGAGGGCGCCACCAAGUUCAUCCGCAUCAACGUGCAAGACGCGGCGCUGUACAAGGACGCCAAGCGCGUGGCGCUGGCGGUGGCCAACUCGCUGUUGUUCAAGACCGCGAUGUUCGGCAACGACGCCAACUGGGGCCGUAUUUUGUGUGCCAUUGGCUACGCGGACGUGGGCGCAGAUGCGGUCAACACGGCGGGCACCAGCGUGUCGUUCGUUCCCACCGAUGGCUCCGAGAGGCUCCAGUUGCUUGUGGACGGCGAGCCGGAAUCCGUGGACGAGGCGCGCGCGGCCGAGAUCUUGAAGAACGAGGACUUGGAGAUCGAGAUCUGCUUGGGCACGGGCGGCGGCCAGCUGGCGCUGUUUUGGACUUGCGACUUGUCGCACGAGUACGUGUCCAUCAACGCGGACUACCGGUCCUAGGCGGCGUGGCUCUCUGGACGCCCGUAUUUGGAAAAGUGCUUUGGCUGUGGAGGUGCGUCAGAAACAGGCAUUUGGAUGCAGAAAGAUAGAGGGGUAUUUUCUGGUGCAAAAAGUCCGGUCUUCCAGUAGAGUCUAACCAAGCACCCUUCACAUGCCAUGUAGAUUUUGCGGUGCCGCCAAAUGCAAGCAUGCACCAUGUCCGUCUUGCAUCGUUUGGAGGGGUCGCUCCGGAGAGCUGGGAAUCUCUGGCCGGCUGCUUCACUACAUACGGCGAAAUAAGUCGAGUUCGAGCACCCUGGCGGGACUGAUCAUUUGCAGAUUCUGGAGAUACGUUUAUGAAAACUCC